UGUGCUUGUGCUUUUACAAAGAUUUAUUUAUUAUAAACAGUUAGGGAAUUAGUCAAUGAGACAGGUUUGUUUUCGCGGUACCCUGGACAUCCUCGGCUUUUAACUAUGAUGAUGAUUAGACAAAAAAUCGAAACCGUCUAUCGGUUAGCGAGAGCAUCAGUAGUGCGUUCAUGUAGCACCGGUUCCAAAGGGUCUCGACCUGAAAGUGAUGAUGAAGACCCCGAACGGGUGAAAAAAUCAUCGGAAACAAAAUUGGUGCCGCGGGCGCAAUUCUUCGAACACAUUUCGAAAAAGGAUAAGCAGAACUAUAUCGACAUGGUUCGAAUAUUUGAAAACAAGAGUGUCCACCGGCGGAAUCACGUGGAAUUUAUAUAUGCUGCGUUGAAGCACAUGCAAGAGUUUGGCGUGCAAAAGGAUCUCGAAGUGUACAAGGCGUUGAUCAACGUGAUGCCGAAGGGUAAGUUUAUUCCAACCAACAUCUUUCAGGAAGAGUUCAUGCACUAUCCGCGACAGCAACAGUGUAUCAUUGAUUUACUGGAACAGAUGGAGGAUAACGGUGUUAUUCCGGAUUACGAAAUGGAGGCCAUGUUGAUGAACGUGUUCGGAAAGAAGGGGCAUCCGGUGCGGAAGUACUGGCGGAUGAUGUAUUGGAUGCCAAAAUUUAAAAACUUAUCGCCAUGGCCUUUGCCCAAUCCAGUACCCGAUGACUCCUUGGAACUAGCCAAACUAGCUGUGGAGCGGAUGUGUUCGGUAGAUUUAAAGUCACACAUUUCGGUGUUUGACACCGUAGAAGUUUCGGAUGCAUUGGACCAAACGUGGAUCGUAAGCGGACAAAGCUCAGAACAGUCGGAGCUGCUGGCUCGGCACAGUCAGAAACCUGUUUUCAUAGAAGGUCCAUUUCUGAUUUGGCUGCGAAAUCGAUCAAUCAAUUACUUCCUGCUGAAGAGCGAAUCGAAUGCACCACCACCGGAAAACGAUGAAGAUGUGGACGAUGUUCGUAGGAUUACCAUCCCUUUUCUCGGAAUCGGAAUGACAUACGCAACGGCUCCUGCACGCAAACUUGCUCUGAAACGUUCCGUUCAUGAGCAGGAGGACGGGACGAUUUUCGCCAUUUGCUGCACCGGUUCGUCCACCAAGGAUUCAUUGCUUUCCUGGGUUCGAUUGCUGGAAAAGCACGGCAAUCCCUGCCUGGAACACCUACCCGUGUUGUUCAAGUUUUCCUCUCCUGUUCCCGAUCAGCUUUUGAGCGUGAGCGGGGGCGAAAGUAGUGACCCCUCAUCGCAGCAAAGUAAUACUAAGCUGGAAUCGUAGUGUUCGAAUUGUUCAAUAGAGUAAUGAAAUAUGUACAUAAUUUGUAGUACAGAA
Molecule: messenger RNA, 1365 nt
Organism: Sabethes cyaneus
Lineage: Eukaryota; Metazoa; Arthropoda; Insecta; Diptera; Culicidae
Gene: ECSIT
Product: evolutionarily conserved signaling intermediate in Toll pathway, mitochondrial
Exons: 2
Coding region: 106-1311 (401 amino acids)
Cellular component (GO): mitochondrion
Molecular function (GO): protein binding
Source: RefSeq, a predicted model, not a curated record